AUAUAAUAUCAUCGAUAAUAUUACCAAGUCAUUGACUUGAGCUACAAACUCUCUUCCCCUUCUUUGUUUGUAUUGGUUAUUUGCAGAAAUGUUGAUAUUCACUAUACCGCAGUUUUUCUUCGCAGCAUGGGUCAUGGUUGUAUCACUACAAAUGCAAGGGUAUAUAAGUUGCAUCGAGAAGGAGAGGAAGGGAUUGUUGGAGCUCAAGGCUUAUGUGAACAAGGAAUAUUCAUAUGAUUGGUCUAAUGACACGAAGAGUGAUUGUUGCCGAUGGGAAAGAGUGGAGUGUGAUCGUACAAGUGGACGUGUGAUCGGCCUCUUCUUGAAUCAAACAUUCAGUGAUCCAAUCCUGAUAAAUCUUUCCUUGUUUCACCCCUUUGAAGAAUUGCGGACUUUAAACUUAUAUGAUUUCGGAUGCACAGGCUGGUUCGAUGAUAUCCAUGGGUAUAAAAGCCUUGGGAAAUUAAAAAAACUUGAGAUCCUCGAUAUGGGUAACAACGAAGUCAAUAACAGUGUCUUACCCUUUCUAAAUGCCGCUUCUUCGCUUAGAACUUUAAUUCUUCAUGGAAACAAUAUGGAAGGUACUUUUCCAAUGAAAGAGCUAAAAGACUUGAGUAAUCUAGAACUGUUGGAUCUAAGUGGGAACUUGCUCAAUGGCCCUGUGCCAGGCUUGGCGGUUUUGCAUAAGCUUCAUGCUUUGGAUUUAAGUGACAACACAUUUUCUGGAUCAUUAGGAAGAGAAGGUUAUAAAAGCUUUGAGAGAUUGAAAAAUCUUGAGAUCCUUGAUAUUAGUGAAAACGGCGUCAAUAAUACUGUCUUACCGUUUAUAAACACGGCUUCUUCGCUUAAAACUUUAAUUCUUCAUGGAAACAAUAUGGAAGGUACUUUUCCAAUGAAAGAACUUAUAAACUUGAGAAAUCUAGAACUGCUGGAUCUAAGUAAGAACCAGUUUGUUGGGCCAGUGCCAGACUUGGCAAAUUUUCAUAACCUUCAAGGUUUGGACAUGAGUGAUAACAAAUUUUCUGGGUCAAACAAAGGACUUUGUCAACUGAAAAAUUUACGAGAGCUUGAUCUAAGUCAAAACAAAUUUACAGGUCAAUUUCCUCAAUGUUUUGAUAGCUUGACCCAACUCCAAGUUCUUGAUAUCUCUUCAAACAACUUCAAUGGUACAGUUCCAUCUCUUAUCAGAAAUCUUGAUUCUGUUGAGUAUUUAGCUCUCUCGGAUAAUGAGUUUAAGGGUUUCUUUUCUUUGGAAUUAAUCGCCAACCUCUCGAAGCUCAAGGUAUUCAAACUUUCAUCAAGAUCUAAUUUGUUGCGUCUAAAAAAGUUGUCCUCCUUACAGCCAAAGUUUCAGCUAAGUGUCAUCGAGCUACAAAAUUGCAACUUGGAAAAUGUUCCAAGCUUUAUUCAACACCAGAAGGAUUUGCAUGUGAUUAACCUCUCCAACAACAAGUUAACUGGAGUAUUUCCCUAUUGGCUUUUGGAGAAAUAUCCAAAUCUUCGGGUUUUGCUUUUGCAGAACAACUCUUUAACCAUGCUUGAGUUGCCAAGACUACUUAAUCAUACUUUGCAGAUUUUGGAUUUAUCAGCCAAUAAUUUUGAUCAACGGCUUCCAGAGAACAUUGGAAAGGUUCUUCCAAAUAUAAGGCACUUGAAUCUUUCCAACAAUGGGUUUCAAUGGAUACUACCAUCGUCAUUCGGUGAGAUGAAAGAUAUUAAGUUCUUGGACUUAUCUCAUAAUAAUUUCUCUGGAAGUCUACCAAUGAAGUUUCUUAUUGGUUGUUCUUCAUUGCACACUUUGAAGCUUUCAUACAACAAAUUCUUUGGUCAAAUUUUCCCAAAACAGACAAACUUUGGGAGUUUGGUCGUGUUGAUUGCGAAUAACAAUCUAUUUACUGGGAUCGCAGAUGGGUUGCGUAACGUGCAAUCUCUUGGAGUGCUCGACUUGUCGAAUAACUAUCUACAAGGUGUCAUUCCAAGUUGGUUCGGCGGCUUUUUCUUUGCCUAUCUUUUUCUCUCCAACAAUCUUUUAGAAGGUACCUUGCCAAGCACGCUUUUUAGUAAACCUACAUUUAAAAUUUUGGACCUCUCUGGAAACAAGUUCUCGGGGAACUUACCUUCGCACUUCACUGGUAUGGAUAUGAGUCUAUUGUAUCUCAACGACAAUGAGUUCAGUGGGACAAUUCCAAGUACAUUGAUAAAAGAUGUUUUGGUACUUGAUCUGCGAAAUAACAAAUUGUCCGGGACUAUUCCGCAUUUUGUCAAGAACGAGUUUAUCCUCUCUCUUUUGUUGAGGGGUAACACAUUAACGGGUCAUAUUCCUACUGAUCUAUGUGGUCUAAGAAGCAUUAGGAUCUUGGAUCUUGCCAACAACAGAUUGAAGGGAUCUAUACCAACAUGUCUCAACAAUGUAUCAUUUGGGAGGAGGUUAAACUAUGAGGUUAAUGGCGACAAAUUACCAUUUGAAAUCAAUGACGAUGAAGAAUUCGCUGUGUAUUCUAGGUUAUUGGUUUUACCACGUCAGUAUUCUCCAGACUACACCGGCGUUUUGAUGUUCAAUGUUGAAUUUGCAUCAAAGAGUAGGUAUGAUUCUUACACUCAAGAAAGUUUCAACUUUAUGUUUGGACUUGAUCUGUCAAGUAAUGAACUCAGUGGUGACAUACCAAAGGAGCUUGGAGAUCUUCAGAGAAUACGUGCUUUAAAUCUGUCUCAUAAUUCCUUGUCAGGUUUGAUACCUCAAAGCUUCUCCAAUCUAACGGAUAUUGAGAGCAUUGAUCUUUCGUUUAACUUGUUGCGGGGACCGAUACCUCAAGAUCUAUCCAAGUUAGACUAUAUGGUUGUAUUCAAUGUGUCCUACAACAACCUCUCAGGCUCCAUUCCAAGUCACGGAAAAUUUUCUACGUUGGAUGAAACCAACUUCAUUGGUAAUCUUCUUCUCUGUGGUUCAGCUAUAAACAGAAGUUGUGAUGAUAACAGCACUACCGAGUUCCUUGAAUCUGAUGAUCAAAGCGGGGAUGAGGAAACAACAAUCGAUAUGGAAAUUUUCUACUGGAGUCUUGCUGCUACCUAUGGUGUAACAUGGAUCACAUUUAUUGUGUUUCUUUGCUUUGAUUCACCUUGGCGCCGAGUAUGGUUUCACUUUGUUGAUGCUUUUAUCAGUCUUUUCAAGUGUGUUUGAUUUGGUGUAUUUUCAUUGGUAUUUCAACUAUAUUCCAUGUUGUUUCACUUUGUAAGGUCGUCGAAAGUUCAAAGUUUGUUGUCUUUCUUUCUGGUAUAUAUCUUUUUGAAAGUGUU
This is a messenger RNA of Arabidopsis thaliana (thale cress), 3294 nucleotides long. RefSeq names its product receptor like protein 9 (gene RLP9). The record is from RefSeq and is marked reviewed. The coding region runs from base 89 to 3178 and encodes 1029 amino acids. Gene Ontology annotation, cellular component: plasma membrane. The transcript is spliced from 8 exons. NCBI's taxonomy places the organism in Eukaryota, Viridiplantae, Streptophyta, Magnoliopsida, Brassicales, Brassicaceae. Gene Ontology annotation, biological process: signal transduction.